This is a messenger RNA of Bacillus rossius redtenbacheri, 4963 nucleotides long. RefSeq lists its product as uncharacterized. Lineage: Eukaryota; Metazoa; Arthropoda; Insecta; Phasmatodea; Bacillidae. The record is from RefSeq and is a predicted model, not a curated record. The transcript is spliced from 13 exons. Bases 214 to 4731 code for a protein of 1505 amino acids.
CCCGGGACAAGUCAACCUCAGCACCUUUUGUCUAUGGUGGUGUGUAAUCUAUGUCUAGUGGUGGUUGUAUUUUGGUUUGUGUAUUCAAGUUUUGCGACGGACAGUUACUAUUAAAUGUUAAAAAUAAUUUGCAAUCAUUAAUUAUUCGGGGCAGGAUUUACUUCGCCUGAUCAGUGCGGUCGAGUUUGAGACGACGCGGUAUCGGUGACCGUCAUGGACAGGUACAGUAAAGCGAGCAGCCGCCACUCUGAAGACUAUGAUGAGUUAGACAUCGAAGGAAAAGAUGAUGCGGUCGACGACAAGAAGAAACUAAAGGAUGAAGCGGCGGAGGCGGAGCAGCUGCUGAGCAUCAAGGUGCCGACGACAGACAACUCGUACGGCCACGUGUUCUCGGUGCGCGUCGAGGGAGACACGGGGCGAUGGCGCUGCCACCUGUGCGACAUCGUGGUGGUGGGGCAGGCGCACGUGGGCACGCACAUCCAAACCAAGAAGCACCAGGUGCGCAUGACCAUGCCCGUGCACCCGGCCGGCCUCUUCACGCGCUUCUACAACAAGGCAGACGAGGGGGGCGGGGCGGCGCGGGACCGGCAGCCGGCCCCCCCGGGCUGCGAGGACUCCCUGCAGCCCAGCACCCAGCUGCAGGCGGCGCUGGACCGCCACGCUUCCACGCCCCUCAUCGGCCUGGAGUACGUGGUGGAGAUCGACCCUGAGGAGGGCGGCAAGGAGCCCACGUACGUGUGCAUGCUGUGUGACAAGAAGGGGGACCCGCGGGUCGUCAUGGCUCACCUCAACAGCUUCAACCACUGCAGCAAGUACAUCGGCAUACACUACCCCACGGUGAGCCGGCGCAUGGCGCGGGACCUGCCGCGCUCCAAGGAGGGGCGCAAGGCGGCGGCGGACGUCGUGCACAGGCUGUGCGUGAGGAUCGAGGAGCAGCACGGACGCCUGCGUCCCGUGCCCGUCACCAGGGACCUGUUCGACCACCACAAGGACGAGCUCAUCAAGCAGCUGGUCAGCUCCCGCCACCUCAUGGAGACUCCGGACUGCACGUUCGAAGAUGUCCUUGAGAGUGUGCUGAGCCAGUUGACCUCUGAAGCAGCUGCAACCAGUGCAGAGAAGGAGGAAGCAGCAGCCAGCAGCUCCGGCGAGCUGGCGGCGGAGCCACAGAAACUAGAGGCCGCCGUGAAGACGGAGGCGGAGAAACUCAAGGAACAGUCGGGAACCAAGGUUCCCGCUCCAACGUCAGUUCCAGGGGAAGAUAAAAGCAAUGGUAAUUUAAACAAGAAGUCAACUAUGAACAGAAGUCGAAUGAAGAUGCGGGAUGAAGACAAGGCAGAAGAAAUUAAAUUGAAGUUUGGUGACAGUGACAGCAAGAAGGAGGUGAUCGAGAUCAAGGACAGCUCGUCGGUGUCGAGCGCGGACUCGACGCCGUCCAAGUCACGCAGCAGGAGCCCCAGGUCGCGGCUGGACGCGCGCUUCAGGGGCUCGGUGUACGGGCGCAGCAGCUACCGCGAGCGCUACCGGCGCCGCCGCUCCCGCUCGCGCUCGCGCAGCUACAGCCCGCGCUCGCGCCACGGCAGGCGGCGCGGGGCUUCGCCGCGCGAGUCGGAGCGCGCCAAGUGGGAGAAGUACCGGCAGCGGGUGGACGCGGUGGAGCGGGAGCUCAACAAGGACAUGCAGUUCCACGCCAAGAACCCGGAGAAGCACCCCGCCUACCCGGACGAGUGGAAGAAGUUCUGGAACCGGCGCUACAAGGAGCUGCAGGCGGAGGGCAAGGACGCGAGCAAGCACGACUUCAAGCCCGAGUGGAUAGAGUUCUGGAACGGGCGCAUGCAGGAGAUGCACGCUGAUGAGCUCAGGCAGAAGAAGGAGGAGAUCCGGCAGGUGCUGGGGCUGCCUCGCGACGCGGGCGACGGCCCGCGCUGGGCCCGGCGCCGCUCCCCCUCGCCCGACAAGAAGGACGUGACGGUGGCGGACAUCAAGAACACCUGGAAGGCCAUGACGGGCAGCGACAUCAAGGACUCCCGCCAGCGCUCGCCCAGUCCCGGCCCGAGGACCCAGCGCCGUGGCGGGGGCUUCAGCAGGCAGUUCCCCGACACGGUGCGUGUGGUCACCGUGCUGCGGCUGCUCAUCGCCAUGGAGCACCAGCUGGGGUCGCUGGGCCCGCGCGUCGGCGACCUCAUGACCACCGCGCUGUCCCUCGAGAAGGUGAGCCAGAACUCGUCGGACACGCUGCUGCUGAACCCGGACCACCUGGUGCUGCUGGAGACGGUGUCGGAGAAGUUCAAGGGCCAGCUGCUGGCGGGCAUCGUGGAGCGCCACAUGGUGGGCGCCACCCGGCGCUGCCUGGACUACCUGUCGGAGCUGCUGUCGCGGGCCAACACCUUCCCCCAGGCGGCCCGCCAGGAGCGCCUCGCCCACUCACAAGUGGGCGGCUCGCCGGUGAUGCAGCCAGCGCAGUACGUGCCUGCCGUGCCGGCGGCCGUGCCCGUGCCGGGCGUGGGGGCCGUGGACCGCGUGGCCGUCGCGCAGCAGAUAGCGGCCGCGCUCAUCGCGCAGGGAAAGACGGAUGUCACGGAGGAGCAGCUCGAGCAGUUGAUAGCCGCUGUGGUCGGCAUGGCCAAGGCCCAGGUGGCAUCCGGCAACCAGCCCAUAUCCACCGCGCAGUACCUGGAGCAGCUGCAGCAGGCACAGGGGCGGCCGGCGCCCGCGGCGGCCGCGACGCCCGCGGUGGAGGUCCCGGCGCCCGCGGUGCAGGUCCCGGCGCCCGCGGUGGAGCCCAAGACACCCGUGGUGCAGGUCCCGACACCCGCCCCGGCCGCCCCGGCCCCUGCCGCCGUGCCCCCCGCCGCGGUGCCCCCCGCCACGCCGGCCGCCGGCCCCGUGAGCGCCCUGCAGCUGCUCCAGUCGGCCUACAAGGACGGGCAGGCGCGCGCCGCCCGUGAGGACCCCGACAGCAUGGCGGAGCUGUCGGACGCAGAGCUGCAGACGCUGCUGCAGAACUUCAAGAACCUGUCCACGGAAGAGCAGCACCAGCUCAUCCUCUACCUCAAGAAGCUGGAGGCGGUGGAGCCGGAGAAGGUGGAGCGCCUCAGGCAGUUCGUGAACUUGGGGCCCGCCCGGGAGUCCCCGGGAUACCAGCACGCCGGCGGCCGGCUGUCGCCCUUCUCCAUGCGCGAGGCGGGCAUCAACCCCUCGCAGGAGGAGCGGGCUGCUCGCCCGGCCGCGAGCAGCGACGACUACUCGGACGAUGACGACUACAGCUACGAGGACAUAUAUGCCGCCGCCAGCAAGAAGGUACAGGAGAGGGAGCAGGAGGAACUGAAGAAGAAGAUGGAGGAGGAGAGAAAGAAGAAAGAGGAAGAAGAGCAGAAACAAAAGCUGGAGGAAGAGAAAAGAUUGGAGGAAGAAAAGCGGUUACAAGAAGCAAAGCAGUUAGAAGAAGCGAAGCGAUUAGAAAAUGAUAAGCGUUUUGAAGAAACAAAGCUAUUAGAGGAAGCAAAGCAUUUUGAACAAGAAAAUCAUUUUGAAGAGGAAAAAAAACGUAAACAAGAAGAAGAGUGGAGAUUUGAAGAUGAGAAACGAAGAAGAAUGGAAAUGGAGAGAAAUUACAUAGAUCAAGAUGACGACCCCGGUGCAAUGAUGCGGAAAACCAGCGCAAUGAUAGCAAAUUUAAUGGAAGAAUUGCCGUCGAAGUACGCUGCGAGAACGAGCAGUCCUCUAGGUGACCCGUUUGAGCGUCUGGAGCGACAGUGGGGCAGCAGCCUUGCCCUGGCAGAUCACUCGCCGGCCGGGAGCUAUGGUCAGGCGAGGGAUGUGCGGGAUGUGCCCUACGGCAGUCGGGAGGCUCCGUUCGUGAACAAUCCAGCAGCUCAGGAGACAUACGGCCAACAGGACACUCACACGGGGCCCAGGGAGACACCCUACAGCCAACGGGACUCUCACGUCACGGCUAAUCCCACAGCAUGGGAUAUGUUACACAGGCAACGGGAUGCCCACGUUCAUGCUAAUCCCGCGGAUGGGGAUAUGCCGUACGGCCAACGGGAGGCACAUGGUCCGGCCAAUCCCGCAGCCAGGGAGAUGCCGUACGGGCAACGGGAGGCAAAUGCUCUGGUCAAUCCCGCAGCCAGGGAGAUGCCUUACGGCCAACGUGAGGCACACGCUCUGACCAAUCCUGCAUCCAAGGAGAUGCCAUACGGUCAACAGGAGGCACAUUUUCCGGCCAAUUCCGCAGCCAGAGAAAUGCCGUACGGCCAACGUGAGGCACACGCUCUGACCAAUCCUGCAUCCAGGGAGAUGCCGUACGGUCAACGAGAGGCACAUUUUCCGGCCAAUCCCGCAGCCAGAGAGAUGCCAUACGGCCAACGGGAGGCACAUAGUCUGGCCAAUCCCGCAGCCAGGGAGAUGCCUUAUUCUGGAAGGGUAAUGCCUCCCUCUGUGAAUCAGAGAGUCGGCGAGAUGCCCGCUCUGAGGGAUAUGUAUGCAGACAGGAGUGACCAGCAGGCAUCGUCAACUUCGUCAGCGUCUGGCCGACAAGAGAACCCGCCGGGUGUUCCACAUGCCUCGUACAACACCAAUUAUGGUGGCUACCAGGCGUAUGGUUUUGGUGGUGGGCCUGGGUACUGCCAGCCUCCACGGCAGGAGUAUCCCAACAUGUCACAGUACCCGCCCCAGAUGUACCCACAGCAGAUGCCUGCUGAUCAGUAUGCUCAGUUCCCACAUUACUACUGAAUACCAUACAGUUGUAAGAACUUUAACUUAUGUAUUUUUGUAAUUUGAUAUUCAUUUGUUUUGGGAUGGAAAUGACACCCGCCUUCUUGAAACAGUGUAAUUAAAGCUGAGGUUAGUUCUGUAAACAUUAAUUAUAAUUGAAUAUUAUUACUUGUUUUUUUUUUUAGAUAUAUUUUAGUUUUUUCAUUGUCUGUAAAAUAUAUGUUACAAUAAAUUAAAAAUGACAACUACA